This is a messenger RNA of Geosmithia morbida, 2064 nucleotides long. Its product is annotated as solute carrier family 25 (mitochondrial phosphate transporter), member 23/24/25/41. Lineage: Eukaryota; Fungi; Ascomycota; Sordariomycetes; Hypocreales; Bionectriaceae. The coding region runs from base 1 to 2064 and encodes 687 amino acids. The transcript has 5 exons. Gene Ontology annotation, biological process: transmembrane transport. Gene Ontology annotation, molecular function: calcium ion binding; ATP transmembrane transporter activity. The record is from RefSeq and is a predicted model, not a curated record.
AUGAGCCAUUCCAAGGUGCUCGCCAAGGCGGCGCAUAGCCUCGAAGAGUCGCAGAAUCAGCGCGACGCGCGGGUAGAACAGCUCUGGAGAGAGCUCGAACCAAACGCCGCUGGCGAACUCGACUUCAGAGGACUGAAAAAGGGGUUUCGCAAGAUUGAUCAUCCGAUGAAAAAUGCCGACAACAUGUUGAAGAAGAUCCUCGACGAGGUGGACACAAAUAACGACGGAAAGAUUCAAUAUGAAGAGUUCCGAGCCUUUGUCCAGAGAGCUGAUGACCAGCUAUUCACACUCUUCACCCACAUUGACAAGGACGGCAAUGGGAGACUCAACCAGCAAUCGCUGCAGGCUGCUUUCCGCACUGCCGGCCUGACCGUCUCUAAUAAAAGACUGGACGACUUCUUCAACGACAUGGACCAUAACAACGACGGCUACGUCACAUUCAAUGAGUGGAGCAGAACAGACUUCUUCCGCAAAGCCGAUCAUCUCAAGAGACUGUCUACUUCAACAAGACGGACACGUGAAACAAUAGCUGAUAACGGCGAUCCCAACCACAGAGACUUCCUCCUCUUCAUGCCCGCUCGCGAACACGACUCGCAUCUGAAAGCAGUACUAUCCUUCUAUCUAUCGGUCGUCAAUGUCACGGCCGAAGGGGAUUCAUUCGUCAGCGACGAUACUCUGGAAGGCUUAGGUACGACAGGCUCCUCUGAAUCUCUCUUCCAGUCUCUCUUCGGCUCUCUUGUCAGAGUCGCCUUCCCUUUCGGGCUCCGGACGACACCAGAGUCAUCGGGAACAUCACCAUCAGUGGCCUCGUCCACGAAGACAACAACAACAUCAGAUAGAACUGGUCUGGGGGCGGCAGAAGUCUCCACCUCCACCUCAACGUCCCGCAAGAUGGCCCCCCCGUCUUCUCUGGGGUCGGCAGCACCGCCGGUAGCGGUCGCCGGCGCCGGGGCGGCCUCGUCGCGGCAGUACCAGGGCCAGAAGGCAGUGGCGGCGGUGGCACAAGACGCCGGCGACAGCACCAGCACCAGCACACACCAAGAAAUCUCCUCUGAAACGCAGCAGGGGGCUAAGAAGAAGUACUCACUGACCGACUUUGCCCCCGAUCCAGGUUACUUCCUAGCAGGUGCCAUCGCCGGCGGUGUCUCGCGGACGGCCACUGCCCCCCUCGACCGACUAAAGGUCUACCUACUCGUCAACACAAGCGAACCAAAAAACGCAACGGCCACCGCCGAAUCGCUGAAGAAGGGACGUUUCACUUCAGCCACAAAGAGUGCCACAAAGCCCAUCGGGACUGCUGUUCGCGAAAUCUACAGGUCCGGUGGUAUCCCUGGUUUCUUUGCCGGCAACGGUCUCAAUGUCAUCAAGAUCAUGCCCGAGACCGCCAUAAAAUUUGGCUCGUAUGAGGCGGCCAAGCGAGCUUGCGCCAAUUUCGAGGGUCACGGCGAUCCGAGUAAGAUUAGCUCCUAUUCGAAAUUCACAGCCGGUGGACUUGCUGGCAUGGUAGCACAAUUCUGCGUAUACCCAGUCGACACACUCAAAUUCCGCCUGCAAUGCGAGACAGUUCAGGGCGGCCUCAAGGGCAGCGCACUGGUGCGCCAGACGGCCAUCAAGAUGUACAGCGAUGGCGGGCUGCGUGCAUGCUACCGCGGCGUGACCAUGGGCUUGGUGGGCAUGUUCCCCUACAGCGCCAUCGACAUGGGCAUGUUUGAGCUUCUCAAGAAGACGUACCGAAGAUGGUACGCGACCUAUGCCGGCGUGCACGAGGACGACGCCAACCCUGGCAACCUGGUGACGGGGGCGAUCGGCGCCACCUCUGGCGCGAUCGGCGCGUCGGUGGUGUACCCGCUCAACGUGGUCCGGACCAGGCUACAGACCCAGGGUACGGCCAUGCACUCGGCCACAUACACGGGCGUAUGGGAUGUGACACAAAAGACGAUACAGCGCGAGGGUUACCGCGGCUUCUACAAGGGUCUCACGCCAAAUCUGCUCAAGGUGGCACCCGCCUUGAGUAUAACCUGGGUCGUGUACGAGAAUUCGAAGACGAUGCUUGGAUUGUCAUAG